Molecule: messenger RNA, 1535 nt
Organism: Felis catus (domestic cat)
Lineage: Eukaryota; Metazoa; Chordata; Mammalia; Carnivora; Felidae
Product: V-type proton ATPase subunit S1-like protein
Exons: 7
Coding region: 64-1095 (343 amino acids)
Cellular component (GO): proton-transporting V-type ATPase complex
Source: RefSeq, a predicted model, not a curated record
UGCCCUGUUUGCAUUUAUGAAUUAGGAGAUGUGCUUGGUUAGAAGAAACUGAUUAAUUUCUUGAUGGGAAGAAAAAUCUUGUUUAGUUUUUCACUCAUUUUUUUAUGUAUGGGAUUUUCUCUAACUUGUGACCAGAUACUUGCCAGGAAGAAUGUAAGUUUCAUCUCUCAGACAUCUUCAAAUAAAGAAGUGGUUGUAAACGAUCAGCAGAGUAAUGGAGAUAUGAAACAAAGCCAGAAUUGUACAACAGUACCAAUCACACAGACUCUCAACUACACUCUGAGCAGACAAGGACAUUUGGAAAAAGAAGCUUGGAAUGCAUUCAGCCAUCAUAGCCCAGUUAAUGUCUCUAUGGAUGGAAUUCCUUGCAUUCUUUUCUGGGCCAAAAGAAUAACAAUAAAAUUUAAGAAUCAGACCUGGCUGGAUUUUACAGAUGAAGCUUUUGGCCAGAAGGCAGCAGUGGACACUAGCAACUCAAAUUGCAGUGAAGAAAGUGCCAUUUUAUCUAUGAAGUUUGGUGAUGCUGAAAGUCCCAAAGGUCUUGAUAUAAGAUUCACCCUUACCAAUUACAAAAAGUCGUACAUCCAGAGCUGGUUUAGUUUGCACAGAGUUGAGAUUAUUUUCAAUAAUUCGAUCCAAGCAACUUUUAAUGCCACUGGCAUAUAUGCGCCAUCGAGUUAUUCCUACCACUGCCAGCAUGUCAGCAGCCUGCAGCGUUCUGAUGCCCUCUUGUUGCCCAGCUACGUGGAUGAUACUUCAAGCCUGUGGGAGGUCACUUUUGUUGAUUUCCAGAUCCAAGGCUUUACCAUCAAGGGGAAGCAGUUUGCCAAGGCCCGAGAUUGUGCCUCUUCCUUCUCACCAGCAAUUCUGAUUGGCCUGGCCAUGUCCCUGAUCCUGCUGCUGGUGCUAGCCUACGCUCUGCACAUGCUCAUCUACCUGCGAUAUCUGGAGCGGCACUAUGAUUUUAUCACCUCUCCGGCCCACUUCCCCCACUUGAAACCUCGAGAUGCCGCAGAAGAGAAGGAGCUGCUGAGGAGCCAGGGAGUCGAGUGCUAUGAACUGAGAAGCCAGCAGAUCUGCAAAAUUUAUGUGUAACAGCACAGACCCCUCUUCCUCACGAAGUCCACAAUGGCCAAUGAAAGGAGUGAUUUCUGUUGUGUCCUCUUUGACUUAUGAUAUAAAAUUUUUACCUUAUGGCUUGAUUUAAAAAAAAAGGAAAUACAUGCAAAAAAUACAUUUUGGAGCGUCCGCUGGCCUACUUGAGGCAAUGAAAAAGUUAUCCCAGGAACCCCACAGAAAUAAAUAUGAUUGUUGCCCCAAACGUACUUUGAAAGCAAAGGGGUAUUUCGAAUUAAGACAAAAAAAAAAAAAAAAACCACGCCAAAACCCAAACAACAACAACAACAACAGCAACAGCAACAAAACCCAAAACCAAUGAUGCCAUUUAGAGCAGGGAAAACAAAUUUGGUCCUCCUUGUCUGUGCCAGUUUGGAUGUGCUAAGUACAGAAAUAAUAAAAACAAAGGUUAUCUGGAA